Molecule: messenger RNA, 6512 nt
Organism: Venturia canescens
Lineage: Eukaryota; Metazoa; Arthropoda; Insecta; Hymenoptera; Ichneumonidae
Exons: 11
Coding region: 1112-2665 (517 amino acids)
Molecular function (GO): protein binding
Source: RefSeq, a predicted model, not a curated record
UGUUGCUCAAUGCGUUUGGUUUUCUUUCGAUCUCCUGGCUCACAGAGUUCUUUCGUACACGUUAUGAGCAUCGUAUCGGGAUAAUUAUUUUCGGGCAUUUAGACCGGUUGAUAGCGUGGACGGGCGAAAAAUGGCGAUUCCCUGGGACAGUGAUAAUCAGCCGGAGAAUCUUGGCUAGACCGGAAGUGCAUCCGGUCGAUCGUACUGAAUAUUGGGGCGCUCCUAUCAAGCAUGAACGACGAAGAGGAAAGUGCAUCGGAAUGCUUGAAUAAUGCUCCCGGAAACAUUGUCCCUUUGCUGGAUGCAUAAAAGCAUCGAAACUGCGGAUUACAGUCCGAAAAUCGUUGGAUAUACGCUCACCGGUAUCUGGAAAUCAUCGAAUAAGCCCUCUUCUUUGAGCUCCAAUUUCGUUUCCGUUCAAUCAUCGCGACUGUCGGCUUGAAGGACAAAAAUAAAAAAUAUAUCUUUUGUCCAGCAGCCCGACGGCGGUCGAACCGGGUUUGAUCGGGGUCCGAAAUUUUUGUGAACAAAUUCGCCGAGCGACGAUCUUCGCGCGGCUUUUCGAACGUUUAUUUUUCGAUUUAUCGCUCACCUCUAACCACUUCAUUUCCUGUGCUACGCUGUGUGUGCAUAAGUUUUCUUUCCUGCUGGACGCAUUUAUUUCUGCUGUAUUCGGUGCUAGAGAUGGACCAAUAAAACAUCCGAACGAGCUUAAAUUUGGAGAGAUUGAGUCUCAAAACAGAGGAAAAGAACACGAGAAUGCGGAAAAAAUCGAUGCUGCGAGUUGCAGCGAAUUUUCCACUAUCACAUAUCGCCGCCGUAUCUGGAGUGACAACCAGUGACGAAAACAGAUAUAAAAUAGAAAUCUAAGACUUGAAAGUAUAUUAAAAAUGAGCUGAAAAUAAAAUUUUUCAUUGCUCUGACGUCCGUGAACAGUGUUGCGGGUAUUUGAUGUCGCCGAGCGUUGAAGAACCCGGUUAAAAGUGUCAAUCUCUUUUUUAUUUUUAUCUUCAAUCGAAUUCUUGUGUGGAGAGUGAUUUUGUUUCGGUCGUAAGUGUAUUUGAAGAGGAAGGACGUGAGCGGCCCAAAUCUGGUCCGCCUUCUUGGCGGCAUGGUCCUUUGGGCCACAAUACUAUUCCUCCAAGGAGCUGGCUUCGUUGGUUCUAUGACAGGAAUCCCAGGAGUACCUGAGAACAUAACGGUGAUGUUUCUGAACCCAACAUCUGUGCGAGUAUCUUGGAGCACGAGCCAGGUCGAGCAAAUCGAGAAGUACGACGUGACCUACAAGCCAACCGAUGCAAGGAACGAUACCGAUGACAGUUACAGGGUGGUGGCGGUGGUCGCUGGGAACAGCGAGGCUGUUACCCUCAGUGGCUUACAAGCGGAUACUCAAUAUCAGCUGGUGGUUACCGCCGUGAGGUCUGGAAAGAAGCUCAGGAGUCGUCCAAUCGUCUUCCGAACCCUCGAACCACCACGAACUUCACCACAGCAGGAUGCAUCGGUAACCGGCAGCCCGCUAGCUCCGCCGCCACCCCCGUCCGCUCAACAACCACCGAAUUAUAUUCAGAUUCGUGGUGUCGAAGUCGGGAUAGUCGUUCUCGUGCUAAUAGUAUGGGCAGGUGCGAUAGCAUUAUUCUUCAAUCGUUGGGGAAAGAUUCGAAUGCUUCUGCCCUACCAGCCUGACUACAAAGAGCAAUUAAAAGUCCCGGGGACUGGCGCAUGUGCAGCAGCGAAUGCGACUUGUCCUCAGCACAAUACGCAGCACGCCUGUUCCCAGCAUCUGCACUGGUCGAAUCACCAUGUGGAUUCCAUGGACAGUGGAGGGGGAGCUGGUCUUGGGUGGCCAAAGACUCCGAGACCACGAGUAAACAGCGCUGUAGACGUCGCUGGCUUCUUGUCCCAGGAAUUUCUUCGAAGACACGGUUCAACAUCGAAACUGUGUCGCAAGGUUCGCAGUGCAGACAAUUUGCCGCUGGCCAGUGGGAAUCGUCACCAUCAUCACCAUCACCAUCAUCUUCACAAUAAUCUUAACGAGGGUAGCGAGAUUAGUCAACACAAUCGUCAUGAUGAGGGCAACGAAACAGAACGCGAUACAUUUUUGUUGGCGAGCCAAGAAGAGGGAGAUAAAAAUGUCGAGGACGCGGAAUCGAAGCGACAGAGCAGUCUCGACAGCUCUACGAAGGACAAUGUCGAGACUUCGAUCAUAGAACAUUGCUAUCAACAAUUGCCCCAACAACCACAAUCUUCAGCGAGGGAUUCCCCGUCGCUUCCUGCUAUUUCGACAACCCCGGCUUCACUGAUAACGAGGCGCGUCGGUGGAUGGCGGGUUGGCGGUAGUCACGAGUACGUCAAAUGUCCUGUCAGACAACCAGCUUCCAUAGACGAGAGAAUGUACAGAAGAUCGUGCGAGCCCGAUUUCGGUCGAAUGCCUCAUCACCAGCUUUCGACGACGGUGAAUCCGGGGGUGCAAUCGAUCGUAACUUACCACCAUCAUCGGACUCACCAUUUCGAGAGCAACGAGAGGCAUUCGAAGAGUUUCGACUUCGCGAAGCGCAAUAUCGAUUCGACGAGUGUCGAUAACACGCAACAUUUUGGUCUACCGAUUUUAAGUGUAAGCGAGCCGAGUCCACCGGACGAGCGAGAACGCCUCGACGAAUAUUUGUAGGAUUUGCUCGCCGAGGAGUUCCUCAAGGAGCUUCUCGUGUGAAAAAUCAUCGAUCGAUCAUAUUUCUGUUCGUAAGCGGAGAGAGCAAAUCGUAUUUACGAUCGAAUGUCGUCGAACUCACGGGCAUUCGCUUUUUCAGUCCCAAUCGACGGAAAAACUCGAAUUUGGGAUUCGAAUCUUCGAAGCGUCGCGUCACGUUCGCGUGCCAAAAGAUACAGAUAAAUGAAUUCCGUGCCGGAAAGUGGAAAGUUUGCCAUGAAUAUUUUGUCCGUACUCGUACAAACUUCGUUUUUCUCAUGUAUUUUUCAUCAUUUUUUUAUCGACUUUGUCUUAAUCGAUUUUUUACCAAGUGUCUACAUUUUUACUGGAUCUCUCAGUAGUGGAAUAUUUUUUAACCCCUUCAAUUCAACUCCUAUCAAUCGAUACCUCCUCCCCCUUCAUUUGCAUUUUUUCUCUCUUUUUUUUUCCAGCUCGAGUUAAUUAUGUUCUCCACAGUAAGCUAAGUCGCACCUCCUUUCCAUAACUGAACGAAACAUAGGAGCAAAGAGAAUUCUGAAUUUGUGCAAAAUGCUAUACGAGUGAGAGAGACGUAAGAAAGAGAGGAGGAGAAGGAGGAGAGAAGAGCGAAGCACACGGUAAAGCAAAAUCAAUAAGGCAACCUUAACUCUAACAUUCUUCGUUAAAAAUUAAGCCAGAACGAAAUGAGAGGAUAGGGAAGAAGAGCAAGAUUCUCGAGGUCGAUGAGAAUUUUAUAUUCUCCUCUCGAGCCGAACGUCGAGGAGAAAAAUUCAAAAUUGGAUCGAUUUUUUCCGAAAACGCUUUUGUAGAAAACCAGACAAAUCUUUACUCCAUUGCUCGUUUGGCUGCGAAUUGCCUAUUUUUUUUUUUUUUCUUUUUCAUGCAACAACAUUUUUUCUUCAUACACAUUUUGUAAAUAUUCGAAAAUAUUCGUCGCGAUCGUUGCUAUGAUUUGGGAUCGAAAGAGUAGUCGAGAAUUUCACGAAAAAACGAGCCCUUUUUCGUUCAUCUAUCAUUAUUUAUUUCACUUUACGAUGUACAUUGAGCAAAAUUAUGCAAUUGAGAUAUAUAAUAAAUAUAACGCGAACGAUGCGAGUUAAAAAGGCAGUAAACGCACCGAAACAAAAAAAAACGUCAAAACGAAGCAGUGUGCUAUCGACGAAUAAACGAAAACGUGGAUCCGUUCGAAUCUCGAGAAUAUAAAUAAAUAUAUCAAUAGCCGUAAGAAAGAAACAAUAACUAAAAACGCGUGCAAAAUGAGACGAUUUUGCAACACGUUUAGCUUUAAACGAUGAGACCAAAAAUUAUUAAGGAACAGAGGAGAGCUAUUCUCUCACAACAGCAGGAGGAUUAUUAUAAUUAAAUGAAUAUAUAAAUAAUAAACAGAGAAAAACAAGAUUAUAAGAAGUAUCGAAUCAAAAUAUAUUUCCGAAUGUUUACCUCGUAUCAUUGCUAUUUCGAAAGCUAUUAGUGUGUUUUACGAUAAAUUGAUGUGUUGACCAAAAAUCAAAAGACAUUUUUCAAUUCGUCGUUAGACUGAACAUGAUCAUUUACUCGUCACAAUUAAUAUUCAACAAAGUUAUUCGCUGUAUACUCGGGUGUGUAAAUAAUAAUGCAUAUCUGAAGACAUAUAUAAAUAUACAUCAUAUAUGUACAAACAUAUUUAUUUUGUAGAUAAAACACUUAAUAGCACUCUAAGACAUCUGGAUCAAAUGAAACUAUUUAGUUUGAUAAUCGAGGUUUGUCCGAUCAAUUGCUGUACAAUAAAAUUCAUUUUUAUCGAUUCCUAAUUAACGCUUAACACUAUGAGAUAAUCGAGGACUAAUUACCGUGCGUAAUCAAUUGAAGACAGUGAUCGCUGAACCAAUUUCAUUCGUUAAUCAUCGUUUCAUUGUGCAUUUUCGAAAGGUAGCUCCGAAACAGUAAAUUGUAUUGAAUACGUGAAAAUUUUUGUAGAAUCAGGACUCAAGUAGACUUCUGAUAUAAAAAUGAACUCUGCCGCUAUCGAUUGAAAAAGAGCGAAUGAGUUAGGACCAAAAACGGAAAUGAUAUUGACUAAACGGGAGGAAAAACGAGUGUGUUUAUCCACUUUUUAUUCUGACUCGAGUCCCAGACACAAGUCUGUCUGUCGAUAUUUUUUUUUUAGAAAUAUCAUCAAAGUGAAAAAUGACAACGAGUUAAUAUUCCGAAACGACGAUUGCCCUUUGCUCUUUUAGAAAGUCAUUGAAGUGCAGAAGAAACGAGAAAAAAAAACGUCACUUUGAGGUGUUUUAAUAUCAACCAUGCAGCUCGUGUUCGUCGAAUAUUUCCUGGCGAAUCGACAAUGCCUAAUCUCAUUUUAUCACGAACAGAACACACGAGCAAAAUUUUUUUUAUCAGUAACUGCAAAAAUUUGCUUUGAGAGCUCCACAAAAAAAUUGGCAGCUUUUCCUACCCUUGGAGAAUAAAAUAGUUACGUUUUAGGCUUUUUAAAAAUCCACACACUUUUGACGAGAAGCUUAACACUUGAAAUGACGAUACAAUCGAACAUACUCGUAGGAAACGAAUCAUCCUAUAGCUCCAGUUAACGCAUGGGACCAAACGAGGCACACCUUACUUCGUUUACACCUGAAAAAGUUGGUGUCGAUAAAACAAAAGGAAAACAAAGCAUCGUUGUUGGGCUUUUUUCGUUCGUUCGUUGAGGAUAAAAAAAUCGGUACGCAUGUAAUGCUUUCGCAUGGGCACAAUAUUCGGAAUGACCUUGCUCGACACACACGCUAUUUAUUCUCGCAUUGUGUACAUACUAUACGUGUGUGUAUGUAUAUGUUGAGUGCCCUGUUAAACGAUCAAUUAUUCAAGUUCCGACACGACAUGGAACGCGAUCUUCUCCCUCUGUCCCGAUACGUUCGGUUCUUCUUUCGCUUCGAUUCUACCCGAAUUCAAUUCGUCUUAUGAGAAUUAAUAGCAAAAAAAAUUGCGAAACUCACGAAUUUCCGUCGCAUUCAGAAAACGAAAUUCGUCAAUUACGGAUUUUUUACGGUUCAACAAUAAUGAAUGUAACGUAGGUGAAUAACGAAAGAAAAAUUAGUCAAUUACAAAGAAAAUCCGAUCGAAAACGAGAGUUAUUCUAAAGCUGCGAAAAUUGAAAAAGUGUCUCGAAACUAUUCCCAUGUGUAGAGAAUGGAAAAACGAUGGAGAAUUUUGAUUAGAUAUAAAAAAAAAUAAAAAAUAAAAAAAAAAAACACGCGACACCAACGAAAAACAUGAAUAAAGUAAACAAAGAGGGGAAAAUAUAUUUUGAAGGACGAAUAAGUAACAUGAAAAUUUUCAUUAUUCCUGAAAUAUCUACCGAAUCAUCCCGUAGAAGAAAGUACUAUUUUUUGUACUCGUAAUAAUCUGUGUGUACAGAAAAACAAGUAUGCUAAUUGUACUUCGUCAUAUCUGCGAGAAGCAAAUGAAUAACAAAAUAAUAAAAAGAUGGAGGAAACGUAAUUUUGCUGAAUAUCGGUGAACAUCGUUUCAGUGGAGUGUUUCAAUUAUAACAUUAUAAAAUUCUUUUUGUAUACAUAUUACCUAUAUAUAAUAACGCGUGAUAACAUAUAAUCUUCGAUGAAUCGUCCAAUAUGCUUGUCCCUAGAAACUAGUAAGAAUUAUCAUUUCUAUUCGAUGUCACGUUUAUCAUUCGAGAACUCAACUUAGGUUCCUUUCAUUUUUAUCUUUCCUAAUUUCGUACUCAUAAUUAUGCUAAUUACUUCCUCGUGAGGAAAGAAAAAACGAAAAAGUAUUGUAUAAAAAGACCAAAUCGACUGUCAGUUUAUGAUGAAAAUACACGUUUUAGAUGUCUUAGAAA